UUAUUUUCUCUCUCUCUCCUCUCAGCCAAUCAGCGCGCCGCUCCCGUCUGGAACGCCCACUCGUCUUUCUGUUCGGCCAAUCAGGGCGCUCCCCCUGCCGGACGCCAUUUUGUGAGCUCCACGGCGGCGCUGGCCCUGCUGGCCGCGGAUGGAACCUGUUGCUCUCCGUAGUUCCGUGUUGUGCAAUGGACGGCGGUGUCCACCAAGACUUAACAGGUGGUACCAAGAGAGGAUCUGAAGAGCUUUUCCCCAGCAUCACCAGUGGCCCGUAUAUCAUGAGCACCACAGCCAAUGGAAACGACAGUAAGAAGUUCAAAGGUGACACCAGAGGUCCCGGGGUGCCGUCCAGGGUUCUCCACAUCCGCAAGCUCCCCAACGACAUCGCAGAGGCCGAGGUCAUCAGCCUCGGUCUGCCGUUCGGAGACAUCACCAACUUGCUGAUGCUCAAAGCCAAAAACCAGGCCUUCUUGGAGAUGAACUCGGAGGAAGCAGCUCAGAACAUGGUGGGUUAUUACUCCACAAAUAUGCCCAUCAUCAGGAACCAGCUGGUCUACGUCCAGUUCUCCAACCAUAAGGAGCUCAAGACCGACAACUCCCCCAACCAGGAGAGGGCCCAGGCAGCUCUUCGGGCCCUCACUUCCUGUCAUGUGGAUCCAACUAUGGCAGCUCCGAGCACCGUGCUGAGGGUGGUGGUGGAGAACCUGGUCUACCCCGUCACCCUGGACGCGCUCUGCCAGAUCUUCUCAAAGUUCGGCACCGUGCUGAGGAUCAUCGUCUUCACUAAGAACAGUCAGUUCCAGGCUCUGAUGCAGUACGCAGACGGAGCCUCCGCCCAGUCAGCUAAACUGUCUCUGGACGGACAGAACAUCUAUAACGGCUGCUGCACUCUGAGGGUCAGCUUCUCUAAACUCACCAGCCUCAACGUGAAGUACAACAACGAGAAGAGCCGAGACUUCACCAGACCGGACCUCCCAACCGGAGACAGCCAGCCGAGUAUGGAGCACCAGGCCAUGGCCACCGCCUUCACUCCAGGGAUCAUCUCAGCCGGACCGUACGGAGCCACACACGCCUUCCCCCCCGCCUUCACCCUCCAACCCACCAUGUCCUCCCACUACCCAGGCCUGGUCCCUGCUCUGCCCGGGGCCCUGGCCUCGCUGGCCCUCCCCGGGGCCUCCAGAAUGGGGUUCCACCACCUCUCAGCCGGAGUCUCUGUCCUGCUGGUCAGCAACCUGAACCCUGAGAGAGUUACGCCCCACUGCCUCUUUGUUCUCUUCGGUGUUUAUGGCGACGUGAUGAGAGUGAAGAUCCUGUUCAACAAGAAGGAGAACGCUCUGGUUCAGAUGUCGGACUGCACACAGGCUCAGCUAGCCAUGAGCCACCUGAGCGGCCAGCAGCUUCAUGGGAAGCCUCUGCGCAUCACGCCGUCCAAACACACCAGCGUCCAGCUUCCCCGUGAAGGCCACGAGGACCAGGGCCUGACCAAAGACUACAGCAACUCCCCCCUGCACCGCUUCAAGAAGCCCGGCUCCAAAAACUACUCCAACAUCUUCCCACCUUCUGCCACCUUGCACCUGUCCAACAUCCCACCGUCUGUGGUUGAGGACGACCUCAAGAUGCUGUUUUCCAGCUCAGGAGCCAUGGUCAAGGCCUUCAAGUUCUUCCAGAAGGACCACAAGAUGGCUCUGAUCCAGAUGGGCUCAGUGGAGGAGGCCAUCGAGUCCCUCAUCGAGUUCCACAACCACGACCUGGGAGAGAACCACCACCUGCGGGUCUCCUUCUCCAAGUCCUCCAUCUGAGCCUCAGACCCCCUCGAUGGUGUCCACUACACUCCCAUCAUUCCUACCAGUCUGCAGGAACAACCUGAAGUCUGCUGUGAUGUUAACUUAUUAUGAAACUCAUUUUAAGGUUCUUUAAGAGGUUUAGGGUCAUUUAGGAACCGUUGGGAGGAAGUCAGAAUUCUGGAUUUAAUCAGAAGUCGGGAAGUAAAGUCAGAAUCAGACAUUUGGCAUAAGCCGUCACUCUGAGGUCAUAGUCCUUGGCGUUCGUUUACUCGUGUCCUUCUUGUUUUGAAGCUGUUAGCUUUUAGCCACUUUUGCCUUUUGACUUUAAUCCGAGAUGUAAGGAGUUAAAGUCGGCCUUCUAAACGUUCUCCUCUGGAACGCGGGCUAAAGUUAUUUAAAUCCCGACUUUAUUACCUCAGAAUUCUUUCUUUAGUCUCGGUUUUCCUGUGGUCCUAAUCCUCUUUGAAGUUUCCCCUUUGAAGCAACACUUCAGUGUUUAAUGCCCCCCCCGACGAUUAGUUUGAUCAGACGAUCCUGUGCCUUAUUCCUGCGGUCACCACGACCUCCACUCUCACAUGUGAACACAUAAAAUCUCCCAUCAUGCCUCUAACUUGGCAGAGAGCAGGUUUACAGUUGGUAAAGGUUUACUGUUGAUGUGUAACAGACGUAUAUAUAUAUAUAUAUAUAUAUAUAUAUAUAUAUAUAUAUGUAUGUAUAUGUAUAUAUACAUAUAUAUCCUUAUUUUAUUGGUGUUGUUUUGUACUGCUGGUGACGUAGCGUCAAACGUGUGAACCGCUCUUUGACUUUAGAUUUCCUCUUUUGUUCUUUGAUUUCUUUAUUUCCAUGUAUGCAAUCAUGUUUUAUUCAAAUCAAAUAUUGUAGCAAUAUUUUAAUCAUUCCUGAACUUUUCCUCGUUUGUUUUGUUUCUGUGGUGUUCUGUGCGCUCGUCUCGUCUGAACGGUUUUAUUUAUUAGUUUGAGAUCCACUACAGCUGAAACCAAAAACGGCCUUUCAGAUGCAAACAAACCCGCCUGCCUCAGGAUCCUGGUUCAGAGGACUCAAACUAUAGACGGAGGACGGGGAGCUGGUUCAGGGUUGGGUGGUAUUUUACUGUGGGAUGUUUUAUUGAUUUCUCUGACCGCUUCACUGGAAUCAAACCACCGGCAAACCAGAUGUAACGUGGAGUGCCUUCAAGACGGACAUCAGGUAUUAACUCCUCUUUACUCCGAGAUGAAAGUUUGACGAAGAAGAAGAAACCAGGAGGUUCUGGUUCUGUUCAUCUGUGUCUUAAUAUUUUAAUCACGUCGACAUUCCAGCUGCUCACACUGAACUGCAGCAUCUGAACCCAACGUGAUGCAUUCAAGACGCCUGGGACGUUUGGAGUCUAGAUUCAGGCUCCUCCAGAAGUGCUGAAUCUGGACGGAUCAAACAUGAGCUCUGUGUUGAUUGUAGACAAACACGAAGGAGUCUGAAGAUCAGAGAUGAUGUCGAUUCUGUCCGAAAUCCGAUGUUUUUGUUUAUGUUUUGACUUUGCUCUGAUUCGACCGUAAAGAACUUUGAUCUUCUCUGAUUCUGUGAAACUCCAGAUUAAACUCUGUGAUGUUCAGAGAGAUGAGCAAUGUCAUGUGGAUGAAAGCUCCGGUGACCUUCAUGGACACUUGUGUUUGAGUCUGUGAGUUCAGAUCCAGCCGACCAAUGACAAGCUUCUAUGAGUUCAGUUUGUGUCCGACAACAACAGACACAUUGACACGUGACUGUUUUUUCCCAGGUGAUUUGAAUGCAUCAUCGGCCUUGCAGCGGGACCAGCGGGUCAGCAGGAUGUAGAACUGUACAAACAUGGUUAUGAUCACAGUUCUGUGUCUGACGGCUGAUUGGUGGUUUUAUAUCUGAUGUAUAUUUUGAUUCUGAGCCUUCGACUGUUUGUGUCACAAAGACAAAAAAAACAAAAACAGAUUAAAUCACUUUUUAUCUAAAAUC
Anoplopoma fimbria (sablefish) is the source of this 3758-nucleotide messenger RNA. RefSeq names its product polypyrimidine tract binding protein 1b (gene ptbp1b). The coding region runs from base 186 to 1796 and encodes 536 amino acids. Gene Ontology annotation, molecular function: mRNA binding. Gene Ontology annotation, cellular component: nucleus. Lineage: Eukaryota; Metazoa; Chordata; Actinopteri; Perciformes; Anoplopomatidae. The transcript has 15 exons. The record is from RefSeq and is a predicted model, not a curated record. Gene Ontology annotation, biological process: regulation of cell differentiation; regulation of RNA splicing; mRNA processing.